Molecule: messenger RNA, 1041 nt
Organism: Microplitis demolitor
Lineage: Eukaryota; Metazoa; Arthropoda; Insecta; Hymenoptera; Braconidae
Product: speckle-type POZ protein-like
Exons: 1
Coding region: 1-1041 (346 amino acids)
Biological process (GO): proteasome-mediated ubiquitin-dependent protein catabolic process; regulation of proteolysis
Cellular component (GO): cytoplasm
Molecular function (GO): ubiquitin protein ligase binding
Source: RefSeq, a predicted model, not a curated record
AUGAAGAGAUCUUAUUCGUCAAUGAAAGAACAUAAGAUUAUUUUCGAAUGGAAAAUAGAUCAAUUUAAUUCAUUCAUCGAUUCAUCUCUCACGUGUACAGAUGACGUAAAAGUUGAAUCUGUUGGAUUUUCAACAGGUGCUAAAAUAAAUGACGCUUGGUACUUGAGACUAAAAUUUAAAAAUAACGAAGUAAUGCAAGUCAAAGAAUGGCUGUCAGUAUUUUUGUAUUUAAAACACAGCGAUACAGAAUCAGUAAGAGCAACAUAUUCUUUAUAUAUUUUGGAUAAUAAUAAUGAAAAAAAAGUAAGUAUUAAAACAUCAAGUCGAGUAUUCAAACUUAAUGAAAGUUGGGGUUCUAAUAGAUUUCUGGAAAUAAAAAAGUUGUUGGAAAAUAAAGACAGUUUACUACCAAAUAAUAUUAUGACAUUAUGUGUGGAUCUUGUUGUACUUGAAGAUUAUACAUCAACUACAAUGAAAGUUCCAUUAAAAAUUCUGAAGCCUCAAAUAGUUGAUGAUUUUGAGAAACUCUUUAAUAAAAAAAUAAAUGUCGAUGUGAUUUUAAUUGUUGGCAACGAAAAGUUUCAUGCGCAUAAGACAAUUUUAUCAGCACGAAGUCCAGUACUUGCUUCAGUUCUCCACAGAAUGCAAGAAAGUAACAAUAAUAUAUUGAUGAUAAGUGAUGUAGCUCCUGAAAUAUUCCGAGAAAUGUUGAGAUUUAUUUAUACUGAUAAAGUUGAUGAUUUGGACAGCAAAGCUGUAUCUCUACUACAAGUUGCUGAUAGAUUUAAAUUACAAACACUGAAGAUAUCAUGUGAGGAAUCGCUUCGCGAAUCAUUAAUUAAUGCAAAUGCAAUUAAAUUAUUAAUGUUAGCAGAUCAAUGUCAUGCGAAUCUACUGAUGGAGUCCGUCGUCAAUUACAUUGUAAUAAAUAUCGAUAGUGUAAUGAAAACUGAAGAUUACAAAACAUUAGAAAAUUCUAAACCGGUCUUAUUAUCGAUUUUACUUAAAAAAUUUUCUGAUUUAAUUAAAAUUAGAGGGUAG